AUGGUUCGUUACCAGGCCCGUUCAAGGGUCCUGCAUCUAAGAAAACGCGAGGAGUCAAGUGUUGGUAACUUGACCAGCAACGGACGUACUACAGAGGUCGAGUGGGAUUCAUACAGUCUUGUUAUAAAAGGUCAAAGGGUAUUUAUUCAUUCUGGAGAGUUCCAUACAUUCCGGCUACCUGUUCCUGGUUUAUGGCUCGAUAUCCUCCAGAAGGCCAAAGCAGCAGGAUUUAAUGCGCUGAGUGUCUAUACUCAUAUGGCUUUGGUCAACCCUUCACCAGGGGUGAUUGAUUUCAACGACUAUCGCGCAUUGGAGCCUUUAUAUGAAGCUGCAAAACAAACGGGCAUAUUCAUAGUUCUGCGUCCUGGCCCGUAUAUCAACGCGGAGUCAACCGCUGGGGGAAUUGCACACUGGAUAACAUCACAGGUUGCUGGUGAAUUGCGUACGAAUGCUACUGACUGGCGAGCUUCUUGGCAAGAUUAUAUCCAAGGCAUCAUUGAUCAAACUGCUCCAUAUCAAAUCACUCAAGGUGGACCAGUCAUUGACAAUGAGUAUUCUCAGAGUGGAUACGGACACGCUGAGUACUUUGCGGAGCUUGAAGAGGUCUUCCACAAUUCUAGUAUUGUUGUCCCAUUGACUGCAAAUGAUCCUGGAGAAGGUCGAGACUGGGUCAAUGGAACGGGUGCAGUAGAUAUCUAUGGCUUGGACUCGUAUCCCCAAGGGUUUGACUGUUCUAAUCCAACUGUUUGGAGUCCAGUAGUUACCAAUUAUUACAGCUAUCACGAGUCCGUUGAUCCCAGCGAGCCCUGGUAUUUCCCCGAGUUUCAAGGCGGUUCCUUCGAUGCUUGGGGACCUACGGCACCAGGCUACGAUCAGUGUCGUGUACUUACGGGUGCAGACUUUGAAAAUGUCUUCAACCUUAAUCUUUGGGCAUCCAAUGCGAAAUUGAUUAACUAUUACAUGCUUUACGGUGGAACGUCGUGGGGUGGUCUCCCUUUCCCUGGAGUAUACACAUCGUAUGAUUAUGGUAGCGCAAUCGCCGAGAAUAGGGAAUUAACCACAAAGUACCCAGAACUCAAGCGUGAAGGACUGUUCCUUCGAAGCUCACCUGAGUUCUAUAAAACGAGUUGGAUCGGGAAUAGCAGUACUAGCGCAGUGAUAGUAUCAAACUCUUCUGCAUUCGUGACGCUUCUGCGCAACCCUGACACCUCGACUUCGUUCUAUAUUGCGAGGCAAAACGACUCUACUUCGACGGGCAUAACUACCUUCAAGCUUAAUGUGACCACUUCUGCUGGAAACCUUGAGAUCCCACAGGUCGUGCCAGAGAUUACCCUUGGGGGUCGUCAGUCCAAACUCAUAGUCACUGAUUAUUCUUUCGGUUCCUCAAACGUCCUAUAUUCGACGGCACAGGUUCUGUAUGCAGGACAGAUUGGAGGUCGAGAUGUCUUGUAUCUUUAUGGAGAUUCCACUCAAGAGCAUGAAGUCUCCCUUGUCCUCACGGGCACCCCUCGGCUACAGGCAGAUACUCCACACAUAUCGUCUCACUUGUCUACUGGACAGGGAACUAUCAUUAGCUUCCUCUCAGGAAUAGAAGGCCUCGUUACAGUGUGGGAUUCCAGUGAACAACUUAUUCUGUACAGCGAUGCGGAUACUGCCGGGACGUUCUGGUCUCCUGAGAUUCCAUCAAAUGCAACAUCAGGCGACGCUGCUACUUUUUCCAACUACUGGCAGUUUGGUACAAACACAUCUAUUCUAGUGGGAGGUCCUUAUCUUGUUCGCAACGCGACUAUUACGGGAUCUACUCUCAAUCUACGAGGAGAUUUGAAUGAUAGUGUCAGGUUGACUGUCAUUGCUCCCGAGACCGUUACCUCGAUAACAUGGAAUGGCAUGGAUAUUUCUGCUGAUGUCGCAGCCACAAGCAACUUAACCACUCAAGGAGGGUUCGUAGCACAGAUUCAACCCGCGUCCGGCAUCUCGUCAAUUCCAGUGCCAACACUGAGCAAUUGGAAGUAUGCCAACAGCCUUCCAGAAAUACAGAGUAACUUCUCUGAUGCCAGCUGGACCCUUGCCAACCAUACAACAACGAACAUCCCGUUCAAGCCGUAUUAUGGUGAUGGGAGGGUAUUGUACGGCUGUGACUAUGAAUACUGCGAAAACAUUGUGUUAUGGCACGGUCAUUUCAAUGCGACUGAAAAUACCAAGUCUGUGAACCUUUCUAUUAACGGAGGCGAAGCGUUCGCCGCCAGCGUAUGGGUAAACGAUGUCUUUUUGAACACAUCGUAUGGAAACUCAACGAACAAUGCAAACAUUGUCGACGAAACGGAUGAGAAAUUCUACUUCCCUUCAGGCUCUUUGAAUUACGGCCAGGACAAUGUGAUAACGAUUCUUCAGGUAAGCACCCAUAUUCAUCUGUCUUCAACAGACGAACUUUAUGUUUGUGUUCCAAAGGAUAACAUGGGUCUUGAUGAAUCUGGAUCUGAAAUUGACGAGGAAAAAUCACCUCGUGGUGUUCGCGGUUUCCAGCUGAACACUGGUGAUUUCGGAGAAUGGAAAGUACAGGGCAAAAUUGGUGGAUAUACGAAUUAUCCUGAUAAAGUGCGAGGUGUUCUUAACGAAGGAGGCUUGUAUGGCGAGCGGCUCGGAUGGCAUCUUCCUGGUUUUGAUACGUCAAUUUGGGAAUCGCGAGACAUAACAGAGGGACUGCCAGGCUCAGCUGCUGGAGUCGGCUUCUUUGUCACUACGUUUGAUCUCCAAAUUCCUGAAUACUAUGACGCGCCCAUGUCAUUCACAUUUGACCAGUCUUCGCAGCCGUACCGGGUCCAAUUAUAUGUUAAUGGUUGGAUGAUGGGUAAGCGAGUGGCGAAUCUGGGUCCACAAUACAAGUUCCCUGUUCAUCAAGGUAUCUUAAACUACAGUGGGCCAAACACGGUUGCGAUAGCUCUAUGGGCUAUGGAGCCUACUGCCAUCUCGCCCACAGUCGCGCUAACAGUUGAUGGUGUAUUUGAGGGUGGUGUGGGCGGCAUUGAGGUCAACAAUCCUGCAUGGUCUCCGGAAGGGCGUCAAUGAAUGUAAAUAAGUAUCUCACUGUUGUGUAUUGAUAUGUAUCAUAACGAAUAAAAGGACACUUAUCCCAUCUAGGGUGCGUCAAACUUGUAACAUA
Serpula lacrymans var. lacrymans S7.9 is the source of this 3160-nucleotide messenger RNA. Its product is annotated as glycoside hydrolase family 35 protein. Gene Ontology annotation, cellular component: vacuole. Gene Ontology annotation, biological process: carbohydrate metabolic process. Gene Ontology annotation, molecular function: beta-galactosidase activity. The record is from RefSeq and is a predicted model, not a curated record. The transcript has 20 exons. The coding region runs from base 1 to 3066 and encodes 1021 amino acids. Lineage: Eukaryota; Fungi; Basidiomycota; Agaricomycetes; Boletales; Serpulaceae.